This is a messenger RNA of Erythranthe guttata (spotted monkey flower), 948 nucleotides long. The record is from RefSeq and is a predicted model, not a curated record. Lineage: Eukaryota; Viridiplantae; Streptophyta; Magnoliopsida; Lamiales; Phrymaceae.
AUGGAACAUUUGAGCAAACUUGAUUUCACCCCUUUGAAUGUAUCUGGUGAGAACUACGUGAGUUGGACAAUGGAUGUUAAGAUCCAUCUCACUAGUAAGAAACUGAGGAUGGCUAUUGUUAAAGAAAAUCUGCUUAAUGAAGCCCAGAAGGCUGAAGCUAUGAUUCUGAUUAGGAGGCACCUAGAUGAGGUCCUCCGUUUGGAAUACUCAUCGAUUGAGGAUCCCCAAAUACUAGUGGAUGCCCUGGCUAUAUGUCGCAUCAAAUCCACCCUGGAGUUUUGUGGAGAGAAACUAACUGAUGCUGAGAUUCUGGAGAAGACGUACUCUACAUUCCCUGCCUCACAUAUGAUACUGUCUCAACAGUACAGAGCUAAGAACUAUACUCAAUUUUCAGAGUUGGUCACAGUUCUACUCCUUGCCGAGAAGAACCUUGAUCUUCUUUUGAAGAACAACCAGGCUCGACCAGUUGGUACUCGACCUUUGCCAGAAGCAAAUUUGGUCAAUCGAAAUCCUCAACCUUUGCCAGAAGCAAAUUUGGUCUACAUAAACAACCGUGGAGGAGGCAGAGGCCGGGGGUUCAAUCGUCGAGUGAGAGGACGGGGUAAUAGGGACGGACAUGUUCCUUAUAAUAGGCCACCUAAUGGUCCCCCACAGUAUGGGCAAAGGGGGAAUAUGCCAAGAGGAGGUAACAAUGCUCGACCUAGAGGUGCGCAGCAGAAUAGAGUCCCGAAUCAGAAUCAAAAUCAGAAUAGAGAUACAUGUCAUAGGUGUGGUGGAACUGGGCAUUGGUCACGCACCUGUCGUGCGAGGAACGUUAUGGUUGGUGGUGUAAAUAACAAUGCACCACCGGAGACCAACUUGGUUGAGAUAGAUGUUCUCAAUGAGGAGCCCAUUGCUCGACUUCCAAAUCUGGGCACAUCUGACCCAAUGACCCAGUUUGGAAUAUGA